Durotheca rogersii is the source of this 890-nucleotide messenger RNA. RefSeq lists its product as uncharacterized. The record is from RefSeq and is a predicted model, not a curated record. NCBI's taxonomy places the organism in Eukaryota, Fungi, Ascomycota, Sordariomycetes, Xylariales, Xylariaceae. The transcript has a single exon. The annotation marks the transcript as partial.
AUCGGCAGUAAGGGUGUAGGACAAGGCGGCGCCAGCCUCGGGGCAGGACUUCCGGAUGCUCUUCGCUCACGGCCUACUUCGUACACCCAAAGCGACCGGCUUAAGCAACACGUCGCCGACAGCUCUAGCUACCCAGGCUAUCCAAACGGCUUUCGACGCCGAUACGACGAUGACGAGAAGUCUGUCAGUACUGCCUUCGCCAGCCAGAUCGGCAGUGGAUUCGAUUGAUUCGUUCAAAGUGGAAAGUACAAGAAUUGUGCUUGGACAUUAAUAGAUGCGCUAGAUAGGGGAGGCAGCACCCAAUCCCAUCCUGCCCCGGCCCCUUAAUUAGCAAUCAGCACAGCCCGAAUCCGGCAUCAGGACGUCUUUGUCUUUGGCGUAUCCCAGCCUACGGGACUUUGCAACCUCGCAGCUCUCCUCGAGGCACUGCUUAUAGCUGAUUCAACAGCAGGAACCGAGCUCAAGCCGCCGCGCUAAUGCUCAGGCCUGGCAGAAGUCCCUAGCUGGGCACUGCGACAUAGGUUGCUCAACUGGACGGUUUGAUCUGGUAGAGGAAGGGAGGGAGGAAGGGAGGAAGGAGAAGAUGAGAGCAAGGACGCGACGUUAUUACAGUGGAUGCCGCCAACUGUGAAAUUCGAUGAGACGGGGGGCUCGAGACAGCUACCACGAGGCCCAACAAGCAGCGCGGCCAGUUGUUCUUCGCCCGCGAAACACGGCAGGUUCGAUAUGGCCCUUCUGGUCCAAGAGCCGUCGCGUUCUAUGGGACUCGGUGCCCAUAACGACCUCCAUGCCCUGUACGGAAGUUUGCCGUGUGUGACUGGCCACUUAGGUAGACACUCACGUAGAAACUUAAGUAGAUGUCACUUAUCAAUAUACAUUCGUUCACCUAA